GUAGUCUGCCGGAGUGUUAAAUUAAAAGUCAAACAGUUAAAAUGAAUCGCAGUCGCAGGAACGUGGUAAAUAAACAAUUUGUUUCGGGUGGCGUUUAUCGCACAAAUUGAAAAUGUGUGUCUCAAUCCAAUUGUGAAUUCAUUUGCAGUAGCCAAUAAAAGUUUCUUUAAUAGCAAGUGCCAAGAGUUUUUGUCCAGCCCUGAAAGUUUAUUUAUUUUAUUUUUUAUUGUUAAAACUAAAUACAACACAUACCGGGACAGACACACACACUCAUAGAGAGACUGAGUGUUGGAUUAUGUAUGGAAAAGAAAAGGACAGAGUGAGGGAAAGCGAGGAAGAGAGAGAGAGAAAACAGCUGGACUUGCUAUUUUUGUUACUUUUGUUGCUGCUGAAAAUCAAUUCAUCCAAAAUUGUAACUAAAAUUAUUAGUUUUGCGUUAGAUAGCGAUGCUCAUUUACUUCACUUGAGUACCCAAACGAAGCACAAGAACGCCUAUUCGAGAUGAUCAAAGCCUGGCCUGGCCUGGCUAGUUUGCCAGGCUGACGGCGGUCAGCUGGGUCAGCUGCUGCCAGGCGCCAGGGGUUUGAUUAGAUGUGAUUAUGUGAUUGACGCAAACCAUCGAUUGGGUUGGCUCAUGGUUUCGUUGGUGCAGCGCGUCUGCAUGAUUCGUUUGGGCACUUUGGGUUGUAGGAGUGGUCAUGGCUAUUCCUGAACUAUGGUUUUUAGUAGAAUCCGCCGGUACACCUGCUGCGAUUCAAGCCAGCGCCCACGCAGUUUGUAGAUCCCUUGAAUGGCAUAAUCCAAAUGUUUCCGCCGCUCAACAGACGCCCAUGAUGGCUGCUAUGCCAGCCAAGCCCCAGCCGCAGCCGCCAGAGAUUCCAGAGGCGAUGAGCGUGCCAAUGCCAAUCAAGGAGGAGCCCAUGGCUAAUGUCAACGAUGGCAACGACGCCAUCGAGAUGAGCUCCACCAACGAAAACAGCGCCAUGGAAUCCGACAAUGGUGGCAAAAUACCAUUUAAGAAAAUAUUCCAAAAGCGCAAGAAGUCAUCGGAACGCACUCGCGAUAAGAAAUUGCGGCAAAAUCGGCAGCUGCGCAAGUCCAUGUUGCCCAAGAACGCGCUGAUGGCCCUCAAUGAGGUGAAGGGCAUUAAUAUUAGUGACUUUACCAUCAACAGCAAUCCGGAUGGCGGCUUCACGGCCAUUGUCACGGUGAACACCAGGCAGUACGAGGGUAAGGGCCCCUCGAAGAUGGCCGCCAAGAACUUGGCGUGUGAGAAGGCCUUGCGCGAUUACAUCAUUGCCAAAAUGACGCCAAAGCCGAAGAAACCAGCGACAAAGACGGGUGCGGAGCAGGACGUGAAGAGCGAGGGCGAAAAUGAGCCCAUGGACACGGAGAGCAAUGACAAUCCGCCAGAGGAUGAAGUGCCGAUGUUAAACCUGGCCUCCUUUGCCAUCUACAAGCUGUUCGCCGAGUGGGAGCGCGAAGGCUACAUUGUGCCCGAGAUGCAUCCGUCAUCCACAAACUCAUCGGCACCGCAAGCCGAUGCCAGCUCGCAGAAUGCUGCGGCAGUGGUCGUCACCCCAAAGGAGCCCAAGAAGCCUCCCGUUCGUACCGAAUUGCCCCUCAACUGGGAGAGCAUGCAUCCAGCCACAUUGUUAUGCGUGAUGCGUCCGGGACUAUCGUAUUUGGACUACGGCUCUAUCGGUGAGAAGCCAAAUGUGCUGCAGCGGCUGGGAGUCAUCGUGGACAAUCAGGAGUUCACAGCUACCGGGCGAUCCAAGAAGAUUGCACGGCGGAAUGUGGCUGUCAAUGUAUGCAACUCUUUGUUCAACACAAAUUUCAUAUAUGAGGAGUACUAGACAGUGUAUGCAUAUAUAGGUAUUUAUAUGCAUAUGUAU
Drosophila navojoa is the source of this 1898-nucleotide messenger RNA. RefSeq names its product DISCO Interacting Protein 1 (gene DIP1). Gene Ontology annotation, cellular component: RISC complex; cytoplasm; RISC-loading complex. The record is from RefSeq and is a predicted model, not a curated record. Gene Ontology annotation, biological process: regulation of regulatory ncRNA processing; siRNA processing. NCBI's taxonomy places the organism in Eukaryota, Metazoa, Arthropoda, Insecta, Diptera, Drosophilidae. Gene Ontology annotation, molecular function: siRNA binding; double-stranded RNA binding.